Messenger RNA from Melospiza melodia melodia, 1715 nucleotides. It is a transcript of the gene SLC48A1, whose product is annotated as solute carrier family 48 member 1. The record is from RefSeq and is a predicted model, not a curated record. The transcript is spliced from 3 exons. Gene Ontology annotation, molecular function: heme binding; heme transmembrane transporter activity. Gene Ontology annotation, biological process: heme transport. NCBI's taxonomy places the organism in Eukaryota, Metazoa, Chordata, Aves, Passeriformes, Passerellidae. The coding region runs from base 22 to 465 and encodes 147 amino acids. Gene Ontology annotation, cellular component: lysosomal membrane; plasma membrane.
GCGGGCCGCGCCGAGGCCGCCAUGGCGCUGAACGGGGCCCUGGCGCUCCGUGUCGCCUACGCGUCCUUCGGUGCCCUGAGCGGCCUCUCGGCCUUCUGCGCCUGGAGCGUGGUGCCCGCGCUGCGCCAGCCCGGCACGGCUGCGGCCGGCGGCCUCUCGGGUGUGCUGGCGCUCUGGGCCCUAAUCACGCAUGUGAUGUACCUGCAGGAUUACUGGAGGACCUGGUUAAAAGGGCUGAGGUUCUUCCUCUCCGUCGGGAUCCUCUUCUCUGCCCUCUCCGGGCUGGGCUUCUGCGCCUUCCUGGCCCUGGCCAUCACCCAGCACCAGUCCCUGACUGACCCCAAGAGCUAUUACCUGUCCUGCGUGUGGAGCUUCAUGGCGCUCAAGUGGGCGCUGCUGCUGAGCCUCUACUCGCACCGGUACCGCGCCGAGUUCGCCGACAUCAGCAUCCUCAGCGACUUCUGAGCCCCGGGGCAAGGUGUGAGAGAGGGCACAGACACUGUCUGUCUGUCUGUCUGUCAGUCUGUCUCUCCAACAGAGGGCUUUUCCUGCUGGCUUUUCCUCACUCAUCGCUGCUCGUUCUGGGAGGGAAGGAGGGGAAGGACUCCCUGAGUGCUGCCAAAGGGGUGGCAGUCCCCACCUUUGUCACUGCCCUGCUCCUGUGUCCCCUCUCCGCUCCGUGGGAAGGGCCCAGCUGAGCUCCCAGCCACGUUCUGCCUCUCCAGGGCUUUGGGGUUUGGGGGCAGCAGAGGAGCAGAGCUCAUCCCAGAGCUCCCAGGGAUGGGAAUGCUGCUCCAGGCAGAGCACAGCUCAUCCCAGAGCUCAUCCCAAAGCUCCCAGGCAUGGGAAUGCUGCUCCAGGCAGAGCACAGUUCAUCCCAGAGCUCAUCCCAAAGCUCCCUGGGAUGGGGAUGCUGCCCCUGGCAGAGCACAGCUCUUCCCAAAGCUCAUCCCAAAGCUCCCUGGGAUGGGAAUGCUGCUCCUGGCAGAGCACAGCUCAUCCCAGAGCUCAUCCCAAAGCUCCCUGCCUUGGGAAUGCUGCUCCUGGCAGAGCACAGUUCAUCCCAGAGCUCAUCCCAAAGCUCCCUGGGAUGGGGAUGCUGCCCCUGGCAGAGCACAGCUCUUCCCAAAGCUCAUCCCAAAGCUCCCUGGGAUGGGAAUGCUGCUCCUGGGAGAGCACAGCUCAUCCCAGAGCUCAUCCCAAAGCUCCCAGGGACAGGAAUGCUGCCCUGGCUGCUCCCCAGGCUGGUUUUCAAAAGGAAUGGGAUCUCAUUUAACCAUAAAUGCUGUAUUUAACGCUUGAAGUUGCAGCAGCAGCAGGUGUAGGGAAAAGGUGUUUGGGGGAAAGGGGUGUAGGGUCAAGGCCUGACCUGCCUGAGCCUCAGGGAGAGGAUUCCUGGGGGGAAAAAUAAGGAAAAAAUGUUUUUGUGGAAGCAGGAGGAGAGGGGAGGGGACAGAGGCUGCUCAGGGGACCCCAGGGAUUGAGGAGCAGCUUUGGGGUGAGGCUGUGACGUGCUGGAGUCCCUAAACCCAGCCCUGGGCCGUGUUCUAGCCCUGGAGUUCCCACCCCACAUGCCAGCUUUUUAAAGGAUGCUGUGUGUAAAUAUUCCCUCUAUUUUUACAUGGAUUCCUCCUGGUUUGCACCUCGGGGGUGCCAGGGUUGGUGCCACCCUUGCUGUCACCGUGUGCCACCACAAAUACAGCCCUCCCUCACCA